AUAAGACGCGUUUUAUGGUCUGAACUGGAGCUGUGCGGCUGAGGAGUUCCUGCAUGGUGGCCAGAACAGAACGACUCUGACUUGAUUUUUCAUCUGCAGCAGCUAUGAGGGCUUAUUUUAGGGUAGGAGUGAUUGGAGCUUUUUUAUUCUUCGUGUAUCUAAUUAUCUUCAUGACUGGGUGGUGGAGAGAAGAAAAACCGCGUCAGAAACACGUCACAAACCAGGAAACCAUGAACCGAAAACUGGACAGGAUUCAAGAGAGCCUAAACAAGCUGGCAAAUCUACUAGAGAAACCUGAAAAGAAAAGCUCACCAGAAGAACUUUCUCCAAAUGAAAACCAAAAAGAGCCCAAAAAGGCGGCGCAGAAGUUGUACCCAAACUCUGAGCUGUUUGUGAAGUGGGGCGACGGCCUGUCAGAGGAGCAGCAGAAGGAGGCCGAAGCUCUUUUUCAGAUUUAUGGCUACAACGCUUUCCUCAGCAACCAGAUCGCCCUCAACCGGGAACUUCCUGACAUGAGAGAUCCCAGAUGUCUGAAGAAGAAAUACCCCAGCGCCCUGCCCAGCGUCAGCGUGGUGCUGAUCUACGUUAACGAGGCGCUCUCUGUGAUUAAGAGGGCGGUGCGAAGCGUCAUCACCAACACGCCUCAACGGCUGCUGAGGGAAAUCAUCCUGGUGGACGACCACAGCACCUACAACGAUCUUGGGAAACCGGUGGAAGAUUACAUAGUCGAGAUUCACAAAGAAAGGCCUGGUCUCGUUAAAAGAGUCUGGCACACAAGUCCGAUGGGUUUGUCCCAGGCCCGGAUCAGCGGCUGGGAGCAUGCCACUGGAGACGUGGUGGCCAUUUUAGAUGCUCACAUUGAAGCUACAAGAGGAUGGGCAGAACCUCUGCUGGCCCAGAUCAAAGCUGACAGAACCAUUGUGGUGUCUCCUGUGUUUGAAAAGCUCCACUUUGAUGAUCUGCAUGUGCAAAGACACAUGUCGUUUGCUCAGGGCUUUGACUGGGCCCUGUGGUGCAUGUACGAGUUCUUCAAACCAAACUGGAACGAUGUGGAUGAAUCACAGCCUCAGAAGAGUCCGUCUCUUAUGGGAAUCUUUGCAGCAGACCGAGGUUUUCUCGGAGAAAUUGGAGGACUUGAUGGAGGCAUGACAGUUUAUGGAGGGGAAAACGUGGAGCUCGGGAUCCGCGCGUGGCUGUGUGGAGGAAGCGUGGAGGUCGUGCCUUGCUCCAGGGUCGCUCACAUCGAGAGAGCUCACAAACCGUACGCACCGGAUCUGAACCCGUCCAUGAGGAGGAACGCGCUGAGGCUCGCAGAGAUUUGGUUGGACGAAUACAAGAAAAACGUUUUUAUUGCCUGGAACGUCCCUCUGAAGGACCACGGUAUCGAUAUCGGCGACGUGUCCAAGAGGAAAAACCUGAGAGAGAAGCUGAAAUGUAAACCUUUCAGUUGGUACCUGGAGAACGUUUACCUGAGCCUGGAGCGAUGGGAUGACAUCCUGGGCUACGGUGUGCUGCAGAACAGCCUGGUAAAGCAGCAGUGUGUGGAUCAGGGAGACGUUCCUGGCAGCAUCCCGGUCUUAUACGACUGCCACCUCGAGGAACCGCAGAAAUGUUUCUACAACACAGAGGGUGAAAUCAUCAUCGGUGGCCUGAGGUCCCAUAAGUACAGCCGGAACCGCUGCCUGGUGGAUCCGGGCUCCGGAAGCAUUCCCACUCUGCAUGAGUGCAACACAGCAAGGCUGAACCAGUUACACAUGAACUGGGACUUCAGGCAGGGUCGAGAAAUAAGGAACAAAGCUACGCGGCGAUGUCUGGAGAUCGCUCCAGGAGAAUACCUGGACUACCAGCUGGUCAUCCAGCGCUGCAGCGGCCAGAACUGGACCAUCCAGAACCUCGUCACCACCGCCUAGCGCCACUCAGCCACAGCUGGGGCUCACGUCAUAAAAACGUUUAUGAUGCAGCAGGAAACGGACAGACGGUUCAGGACGUCACCUGCUCUAGAUUUACUGCAUCAUCUACCUUCACCUGUAGCCAGAACCUAAAUAAAGAGGCGAGUUGGACAUCUGAUCAUCUGAUCAGGAUGUCUGCUGGGGACACCAGAAUGUCCCGGGAGACGGUGUGUCCUCUGGACGGACGGUGUCUCUGGUGCUAUAGUUUUAUAUUUGUGGUUGUAACUGAGAAGUUAAAGUUGUAGAGAAAAAUCCUGGAGGAGUUUUGUAACAGCUGUUCCACUUCUUCUUCUUCAAAUUCUUCAGUAAGACACAAAUUGUUUUCUUUGAGUCACUCACAGUUUUUCCCCAAAUGGUGCAAAACAAAUUCUCACAUGUCAGAAAAAAAUAACUUGCAAAUAUUUGUUAUU
Molecule: messenger RNA, 2359 nt
Organism: Xiphophorus hellerii (green swordtail)
Lineage: Eukaryota; Metazoa; Chordata; Actinopteri; Cyprinodontiformes; Poeciliidae
Product: probable polypeptide N-acetylgalactosaminyltransferase 8
Exons: 11
Coding region: 105-1910 (601 amino acids)
Biological process (GO): protein O-linked glycosylation
Cellular component (GO): Golgi apparatus
Molecular function (GO): polypeptide N-acetylgalactosaminyltransferase activity
Source: RefSeq, a predicted model, not a curated record